GAUAUACGAAAGUAAAAUUCACAAAAAAUGGCGGAAUCAAACAAUGAUGCUUCGGAAUUCAGAAAUCGAACAUAUAACACUGGAAAAGAGGACUACGACAGAUUAUUGUCAGUAUUCCAUACUGGAACAAAUGUUAAGCGAUGUUUACUUACACAAUUUCUCCGUGAAAACAGAUUAAUAUUGCUCCAGUGGUUAACAGAUUUAGAUCAAACUUUUCUGAGGUUUGACGACGUUAAACGUGCCAUCAAAAGAUCGUCAAUAAUUCAGUUGAAAGAUUUGGAACCGAGUACUAUAGACAUUCUUCUGAAGUUUCACUGUUUUAAUAUGUUCUGGGAUAUAUGUCUGUUUAAUACUAGACUAGAAGAAGUUUUGAAUAUUCAUAAGGAUGAGUUGUUAACAAUUUAUCAAAACUCAAUGACACAAGAUAGCACCGCUUCUUUGUCGACAGAGCAAUAUGCACCAAGCUUAAGCAAAAACCAAUGGGAAUUACUAUUCAAAUCAGUCGAGAGUUGCGGAAUUAAGGGAGAAGGAAUGUAUCAUGAAUUUUUGGCGACUAAAAAUAUCUCACUAUCCAGUUUAGAUGAAACGCUAAAUGUGUUGCUGCUAUACACAGUUUGCCCUUUGUUUCAAUCAGUGAUUACUGUUUGUGAAUGUCAGAUUCAGAUAACAAAACUCGCAGUCCUAAAUUCUGAAUGUGAAAAAACUACGUUUGAGCAUCUUUGGAAUACAAUUGAGUCACAUAUAAUUAUAAUAGCUGAUCAUUGCAUGAUAUUUGAUGACUUAAAACAUGAAUGUGAAACAAUAAAGCACACUGUUUUUAACAGAACCCUUUCUCAAGAGAACAGGAAACCCAUUUUGGAGGACGCUUUUAAUAAUCCCGAUUUCAUAAGGAAUAGACAUUUCAUUAAUCGAGUACGAAAGGAACUAGACCGUAUUACAAUCGACGACAACUUGAAUCAAGCGAGAAAACUAUGUGGUCAGGAAAUACCGAUUUUACUUGUGGGUGGGAAAUAUACAAAAGGUACAUACACACUCAGUGUAGUUGAAAAAGCAGAUGAAGACCUGGAAAUUCUGAAAUCUGUUUGCAGUAAUGAGGUAAUAGAGGCUAGCCAAAACGAGACAGAAGAUGACAUGCAAACAGAUGAUAUUCAAGAAAAAAUCAACAAACACAGUCAUUUGAAAGUAGUACAGCUUAUUACAAACAUUGCCAAAGAUGUUCUGGUUGAUGUUCUGAAAGGUAGACUAGCAAGUGCUAAUUUCGGAUAUGCUUUAAAUGGAAUGAAAAGCAGAAUACUUCCACAGUUGAAUAAUCAUGGACGCCAUUUGCUAUACCCAGAUGUGUCGUCUUACAGUGGUGACUUAUCCAAUCUUGAUAUAAGUUUGCUUUAUAUCAUUUUAAGGAAUUUGAAUACAAUCACACCCCAUUCAAAUGGUUGGGGAAACAUGCCAAAAGAUGACGAUAGAACUUUGUCUGCAAACAUUGAUAGAAUUCGGUUUUACAAAAAUAAGUAUGUUUCUCAUUGCUCAAAUCAGUCGCUUGACGAACUGGACUUUCUAAAAAUCUGGAAAGAAAUCCGCCAAUGUAUCAUAGAAUUGGGAGCAGCCGAAUACAAAAGUAAAAUCGAUUUUUUGUUCACAUCUGAAAUAAAUCCUGUGAUGGAACAAGAACUAUUGAAUACUCUCAGAAGACUGAAGAAAGCAGAAGAACAGUAUGAAUCGAACUAUUUCAAAAUUAAAGAGGAUUUGAAUGAAAUUAAAGAGCAUCUGUGUAUGACCAAUAUGAAACCUGCGGACACUAAAGCAGCUUUUAAUGCUUCACUAGGCAGCGUACCUGUGGAGUUUAAGAUAGAAGGAAGCAAUAUUCCGUUAGUUGAGGAAAUUAAAAAGCACACUAAUGAUUUGUCAAGUGACGGCAUACGAAUAGCGUCCGUAAAGGAGGGAUCUAUCAUUAUUGGUUUGAAGGUAUCGUCAUCAGCUCUUCACACUGUCGGAAAGUUUAUCGGAAAGAUUGAUACAUUAUUGUCAAAACUACUGCAAAUGUAUCAACAUUAUGGAAAUGGACACACAUCACGUAUAGUCGCAUCUCUUAACUUUAUGGAUGAACAAAAUGUGCCAAUUGGAUUUCCUAACCUUGAGCUAGUGGCAACUAUGCAACCACAUAUACAGACAGCACAGGAAUUUCUGGAACUCCAGACUAAAAAUGAUGAACAAUUUCAAAGAAUGUUGCAGGAGAAGCAGAAAAUGGCAUAUUCAAAGGAAUUUCUGGAACUCCAGACUAAAAAUGAUGAACAAUUUCAAAGAAUGUUGCAGGAGAAGCAGAAAAUGGCAUAUUCAAAGAAAUUAGAAGAUUUUGAUAGACUUAAAUUGGAAAUGGAGAAGACUUCCAAAGACCCGGUGAAAACAGACCAAGCUAAAACAGGGCCAGCGAAAACAAAGCCAACUAAAACUGAGCCAGCGAAAAGAGCAAAUGAAAAGGCAUCCUGCAAAGUUCUAUGA
Messenger RNA from Mytilus trossulus (common blue mussel), 2496 nucleotides. RefSeq lists its product as uncharacterized. Bases 28 to 2496 code for a protein of 822 amino acids. The record is from RefSeq and is a predicted model, not a curated record. The transcript is spliced from 12 exons. Lineage: Eukaryota; Metazoa; Mollusca; Bivalvia; Mytilida; Mytilidae.